GUGGGCUUUAGGACCUUGCGCUCUUCUGGCUUCAAAAUUAAAUAUAGCCGCGACAAAGUUUUGACAACGCGGAAGUAAGAAAGAUUUGUAUAACCGGCACCAACAAUGUCUUCCAAAUACCUCCAAAAAAGACGUAUGACAGUGAACAAUAUUUGUCGUCUUCAAACCGCUUCAGAGCCCGCUGACAGAUGGCGAGUUCUUCUCAACCGCCUCCCCCCCCUCAACACCUCACCCAGCCGCCCGGGGGGAGUCGCUCUCUGCGAAUGCGGCCGCAUGUCAAUCAGCAGCUCUCAUGUGAUGGCUCUUGCCAAUGACGUGCCAGCCAUGUGGGCCUGGCAUCGCACGGCCCCGCCAGGCGAGUCGCCCGCGCGCUUCCUCCCCUCGCGCACGUCUGAGCUGCAGACAGAGGCACGGUGGCGGCAGAAGAGGAAGAGGAAAGUAGAGGCACGAGCACGCAGCACACAACACAGCCUCUUCUUCGCCCUGCGCGACUCACCGUCGGCAUGGUGUAAACAAAGCGAAGCAUCGGCAAAGUCCCCUAGGAAGUAAACGUAAAAUUGGAGCGCUGGUGAGAAAUGUACCUUUCGCCCUACUUUGGAGCACUGCCACUCAAGUACACUAGAGGGCGGCAUUGUAUCAGAGAUGCAUCAAAAGGUGGUACUUGUAAAGAGGUUGGAGAACCACAAAUGUAUUGUCAUGACGGAAAUCAGUGAGAAGGAGAACGAGCCACAGCGGCGGGACCUCCAGAGACCACCGUCCACUGCGCCCAGCCAGCCAGAGUCGAAGUUGCAGCGUCUGAAGCGCUCGCUGUCCUUCAAGUCUGUGAUGCGCAGCAAGAGCGUGGACAACUUCUUCCAGCGUAGCCCCAGCAACUCGCGGCCCCCCUGCACGCUCAUCAUCGCCCCAACGCCAACCGCCUUGCCCGAGUUGCCCCUGGCCUGCGAACGCCCGCCUGUUCUUUCACCGUCCGUCAGCCCCACCUCGUCGCUGUUGUCGCGCUCGCUAUCCGUCAGUCCUGCGUUGUCCCUGAGCGCCAAAGUUGAGCCCAAGUCUUCAACCCCGCCCACGGCACCUCUCAAGACUCACUGUUUCCACGAGCACGUCUUCCGCAGGCCGGCCAGCUGCGAGCAAUGCAAACAUUUGAUCCAAGGUAACUCCAAGCAAGGUCUACGCUGUAAAGCCUGCAAGCUCGCCGCUCACCUGUGGUGCUCGUCGGAGCUGUCCCAGCAGCCCUGCAAUGGCAAGACGGGAGCUUUUAAGCGAAACUUCAGCUCGCCUCUACUAACCAACGAGUCGCUGGGCGUCGUCAGGGAGACUCCUGAGGUGCAGGAGGUGGACCCCGCCACGGUGGACCCCGUGUACGAAGCGCUGCGCUACGGGACGUCACUGGCUCAGAUGAGUCGCUGCAGCUUCGGCAGCAUCUCCGAGUCGCCCCGUCACGAGGAUGAGGAACUCCCAGACAAGCCGGAGAAUCAGCCAAUCGCAGAAGAGGAGCCGAUUCCAGGAAUGCUCACGCCUCCUGAAAGCGAGAAGGCAGAUUCCGAAGAGCGAGUCAGCCUAAAGACUCCUAAGCGUGUGGAGGUGCACUCCAUGCACACCUACGUGGCUCUCUACAAGUUCCUGCCUCAGGAGAGCAACGACUUGGAAUUACAGCCCGGCGAUCGCGUCAAAGUGACAGAUGACGCCAAUGAGGACUGGUGGAAGGGGAAAAGCCGCGGCAAGGUGGGAUAUUUCCCCGCCAAUUUUGUGCAGCGGGUGCGCCCCGGCGAGCGAGUGUGGAAGGUCAUGGCUGGUUUCCACGGCAACCGAGACAAAGGCCAGAUGACGGUGAAAGAGGCCCAGAUCUGCGUAGGCAAGAUCGAGGAGACGGACGGUUUCCUGCGCUUGAGCAGCGGCAAGAAGCGAGGCUUGGUGCCGGCGGACAUUUUGCUCGAAAUAUGACGUCUGCUAAUAAUAGUACUGAUAAUUGUGAUCACAAUAAAUUGACGGAAGAGUCCUCGGGAAUGUUUUUCCCACCUCCAAACGCCCUCGCUGACGGGGUAGGGAACAACAGCUUUGCUAGUUUUGUUUUCUUUCCAGCUACUCACCGUGUAGCGCAAUGUGGGAAAUGUAGCGUCAAGGAGAACGAACGGGAAGACAGGCUACCUCACCGCUAACUCAGAAAAUGCGACAGGACCACGGGAAGCCUACAAAAGGCUUUGUUACGUGUGUUCAGUCUCGUAUUCAUUAUGUACACAAUAAUAACAAUAGUCAUAGAUUACAUCAUCACUAUCAACAAGAGAAACAUUGAGGCGCUGUUUUCACGCUAGUCAUGAGCUGUGAGCUAAAUCUUAUUUAUGUUAGCAUCUGCUAAAAGGGAUACGUGUAAAUGUCUCUACACCAUUGCACCUCUGCUAGUCUGUAAAUUCAACACUUCCAAUUUGCCUUAUCUGCUGCACUCAUCCUGUAUGUGCCGUUACAUAGUGCGUCUCGGAAUGCCAGCGUUUAAAAAAAAAAAAAAAAAAGAUGUAAAAGCAAUAAGUGUAAAUAAAACAUUCAUGCUACUCUGCGACUAAUACAAGCAUUGAUACCACAAUUAUAACAGAGCACCGUUUGUGUUUUUAUUGGCACUCUUAUUGCAUCUUAACCACUUUUGUCCAUUAUGAAUCUGGAAGGUAUUCACAGUCAAAAAGACAUUUUCUGUUCGACCCAUUGCAGCAUUCUGAAGCAACACUAUGCACAGCCCAUCGAGUUACUGGCUCUGUUUUGUCUGCACAUGCAUACAAAAAUACACACCUGGGCUCAGGAUCCUUUUUUGACUUGCCAUAUUGCGUAUUUUGCCGUCGCCCAAUAAAAUGCGAUGAAUUCCUUCACUUCUUUGUGUGCGCCGUCAUUUGUUUGACAAGCUGGUUGAUAGCCUGUGUUGCAAUUAAGAAUUAGCUUACCGCUUGGCUGAGAUGUUAAAUUUUGAAAACCAUUUAUGAAACAUUAGAGGAGAGAUGAUUCAGCGAAAAAUAAUUCAAGCAUUUUUUAUUUUUUUUUUUACAUUAAUUAAUCAGUACCCAAGAAGUAGCCAUAGGAUUCCAAGAGGUUGCUGACCUCGGGUGUAAAAUGUUAGCAGUGCCAAAAGACCAUUAACGUGACCAAUAGAAAAGUCAAUUAAUUAGCCAGCCUCAACGGGGAAGAACGUUUGACAUCCAUCAAUGAAAAUUGCAAAGCUGUGUGAUUGAGCGCCAUCUUAUGGUGUCGUUAGCAAGUCGGUGGGUGGGCUUAAUGACGGGAAGCCGUCAAAUCAACCCACACAAGACAUUUUGUAUCUUUCUAUCCUUGUUAGUCCCUUUUGUUUG
Molecule: messenger RNA, 3326 nt
Organism: Syngnathus typhle (broad-nosed pipefish)
Lineage: Eukaryota; Metazoa; Chordata; Actinopteri; Syngnathiformes; Syngnathidae
Product: neurogenic differentiation factor 2-like
Exons: 14
Coding region: 643-1941 (432 amino acids)
Biological process (GO): positive regulation of voltage-gated calcium channel activity; skeletal muscle contraction; positive regulation of protein localization to plasma membrane
Cellular component (GO): extrinsic component of cytoplasmic side of plasma membrane
Molecular function (GO): protein dimerization activity
Source: RefSeq, a predicted model, not a curated record